CUCUCCUCCACAACAGGGGGGAGUUGUAGUAGCACCGAGUAAGAACACUGGUGGAGAAUCAGCAGUAAACAAUUUCUUCCCUCUCUGUGAUUAAAAGCCUAGGUUUGCUUGGGGGAAGUUUAAGUGCAGAUAAAAUGUCGUCUUGGGCGAAAUCAUCUGCAGCUGCCCGGCGGCCACCAGCUAGCCCAAACGGAAGUGCUCAACAACUUCGUUUGUUUCGGAGACCAGCGCCUUACCCCACCAGGGAGGAGAGGACCGAAGACCUCAAGGAUGCCCUGGAAAGUUAUGAAGAACUGGAGCAAAUACAAAACUACAGUGGAAGUGUGAAGUAUGAGGGAUAUAAACAUCAGCCAAAUGCCAAGCCAGAGGGCUGCACUCCAGCAGACAGACGGAAAGCCCUGUAUCAGAAGUUCUACAGACAGGUGCAGGAGGAGAGGAAGCCGGCAGACUGUGUGGUCCUUUCUGUCACCAAUCAGUGCCUGGAUUACCCCAAAUCGCUAAGCCAGUGCUUGCAGGAGCGUGGUCUAUCAGUGGAAAUGCUCUACCUUCAGGCGGAAUCGGGCCUGACCCGGGCCCUGCAGGAUGUCCGAGCAGACGGCUCCUCGUUAUGUAUUCUGGUGGAGCAGACAAACAUAGCUCUGUCCUCCUGCACUGUUAUCAUAUUCUCAGAAUCCCUCAAAAUCCAUCGCAACAUGCCCAAAGACCAGGCCAUGGACUUUGUUGCAGCCGAGUACAGUCGCGGACUCGUCAAAGAGCGCCCGAAGAGGGACCCCGCAGACAUUGCAGCCCAGGCGUCACAGCUGCUGGAUGACUUUCUGGAACGAGAAAAGAUUGAGCGCCAUACUGUUCCCUCGGAAACCCGUCCGCUCCUCAUGCUGUUAGCUGAGGGGGUGCAUCUCUACCCCGAGGAGCUAGAAACCAUCUCAGAGUAUGUCCGGUGCCGCCAGGAACACAUACAAGUCUCCAACACUGAGGGUGAGAGGGGUAACAUGUUACCUCCUGGACUAGGGAAACCACCUCCUCUGCUCCCUACUCCACCUGGGCCCCCUCAACCUCAGUCUGGAGCAGGGGGGCCCAUGAUGGACCACACCUCAACCCCACCCAGUCCUCUCUUGCCUUCACCAGGCUCUUAUCCCAAAACCAAACCUCCUCCGCUACUGUCCUUGCAUCGACCUCCUGGUCCGUCAUUAGGGGCCCAGGCUUCACGAGGCCCCCUGUCCUCACACAGCCUGUAUGGUGCCCCCACUGUUCCCCGUGGGCCCUUACUCCACCACGCUCCUCCAUACCACCCAGGCCCCAGGGGUCCUCACGGGAGUAGAAUGGCCCCGCCCUCUCUAAAGAGUUCCCGCCCUCCACUUCUCGCUUCUCCAGGUGCCCCUCUUCCACGACCGAGCGGCCCCCGACACUGAGACAAGGCAGAGACGCACACAAACACACACUCUCUCUCACUGUAACACAUGCAGGCUUCAUGCAAGUGCCAGCAUUGUUUUGAAGAUUUCACCUACCUGUAGAUCAGAAAACUCCUGGACCCUGCGAACAAUACAUGUUCCGCCUGUGUGUGUGUUGGGGGGGAAGAAAAGUAGUACUCAAAUGAAAAAGCAGUAGUUUGAAAUUCUGUCAUCAUCAGUCAUCUUAUUGUGGAUGGAUUAAUGGAGGACGACAUGGAGUUCUCUAUCUGACUGACAAUUUUAAGUAUCUUUUUGUUAACAUUGUUGAUUGUUUCUCUUUAUAACGUACUGCGUUUCUCACCCACAGUCUAGCCCAUUAAAAAAGCAUGUUCUAGUUUACCCUUUUAAACUCCAUAAUGUUGUUGUUGGUUACAGUAACAAGCUGUGUGUACUGGUACCGAGGGUGUUGGUGGUCACACGAUGGGUAAUAUGACUUUGUAUUUUUCUGUAUAUAAUAUAGCAAGUACGUACCUGCUGUAUACGAUGUUUCACGAUGGUGCUUAAGAUUUCACAAGCAGUUUUCAAAGAUUCUCUAGAGGAGAGAAUUUCAACAACAAAUUAAAAUUGUCUUUUUAUAAGAUG
This is a messenger RNA of Micropterus salmoides (largemouth bass), 2030 nucleotides long. RefSeq lists its product as uncharacterized. NCBI's taxonomy places the organism in Eukaryota, Metazoa, Chordata, Actinopteri, Centrarchiformes, Centrarchidae. The transcript has 9 exons. The record is from RefSeq and is a predicted model, not a curated record. The coding region runs from base 135 to 1409 and encodes 424 amino acids.